Molecule: messenger RNA, 2259 nt
Organism: Physeter macrocephalus (sperm whale)
Lineage: Eukaryota; Metazoa; Chordata; Mammalia; Artiodactyla; Physeteridae
Gene: ONECUT2
Product: one cut homeobox 2
Exons: 2
Coding region: 1-1506 (501 amino acids)
Biological process (GO): regulation of transcription by RNA polymerase II
Cellular component (GO): nucleus
Molecular function (GO): RNA polymerase II cis-regulatory region sequence-specific DNA binding; DNA-binding transcription factor activity, RNA polymerase II-specific
Source: RefSeq, a predicted model, not a curated record
AUGAAGGCUGCCUACACCGCCUAUCGAUGCCUCACCAAAGACCUAGAAGGCUGCGCCAUGAACCCGGAGCUGACAAUGGAAAGUCUGGGCACUUUGCACGGGCCGGCCGGCGGCGGCAGCGGCGGGGGCGGCGGCGGGGGCGGCGGGGGCGGCGGCGGGGGCCCGGGCCAUGAGCAGGAGCUGCUGGCCAGCACCAGCCCUCACCACGCGGGCCGCGGCGCCGCUGGCUCGCUGCGGGGCCCGCCGCCGCCGCCAACGGCGCACCAGGAGCUGGGCACGGCGGCAGCGGCGGCAGCGGCGGCGUCGCGCUCAGCCAUGGUCACCAGCAUGGCCUCGAUCCUGGACGGCGGCGACUACCGGCCCGAGCUCUCCAUCCCGCUCCAUCAUGCCAUGAGCAUGUCCUGCGACUCGUCCCCGCCCGGCAUGGGCAUGAGCAACACCUACACCACGCUGACGCCGCUCCAGCCGCUGCCGCCCAUCUCCACCGUGUCGGACAAGUUCCACCACCCGCACCCGCACCCGCACCCGCACCCCCACCACCACCACCACCACCACCACCACCACCAGCGCCUGUCGGGCAACGUCAGCGGCAGCUUCACCCUCAUGCGCGACGAGCGAGGGCUCCCGACCAUGAACAACCUCUACAGCCCCUACAAGGAGAUGCCCGGCAUGAGCCAGAGCCUGUCCCCGCUGGCCGCCACACCGCUGGGCAACGGGCUGGGCGGCCUCCACAACGCGCAGCAGAGCCUGCCCAGCUACGGGCCCCCGGGCCACGACAAAAUGCUCAGCCCCGACUUCGACGCGCACCACACUGCCGUGCUGACCCGCGGUCUGGGCACCCCGCCCGCGGCCAUGAUGUCGCACCUCAACGGCCUACACCACCCGGGCCACGCUCAGUCCCACGGGCCGGUGCUGGCGCCUAGCCGUGAGAGGCCACCCUCGUCCUCUUCGGGAUCGCAGGUGGCCACAUCAGGCCAGCUGGAGGAGAUCAACACCAAAGAGGUGGCCCAGCGCAUCACCGCCGAGCUGAAGCGCUACAGCAUCCCACAGGCGAUCUUUGCGCAGAGGGUGUUGUGCCGGUCUCAGGGGACUCUCUCCGACCUGCUCCGGAACCCCAAGCCGUGGAGUAAACUCAAAUCUGGCAGGGAGACCUUCCGCAGGAUGUGGAAGUGGCUGCAGGAGCCCGAGUUCCAGCGCAUGUCUGCCUUACGCCUGGCAGCGUGCAAACGCAAAGAGCAAGAACCAAACAAAGACAGGAACAAUUCCCAGAAGAAAUCCCGCCUGGUGUUCACCGACCUCCAACGCCGAACGCUCUUCGCCAUCUUCAAGGAGAACAAACGCCCAUCCAAGGAGAUGCAGAUCACCAUUUCCCAGCAGCUGGGCCUGGAGCUUACGACCGUCAGCAACUUCUUCAUGAAUGCCCGGCGCCGCAGCCUGGAGAAGUGGCAGGACGAUCUGAGCACAGGGGGCUCCUCGUCCACCUCCGGCACCUGUACCAAAGCGUGAUGGAAGGACUCUCAGUUGGGCACAAGUCACCUCCAAAUGAGGACAACAGAUACCAAAAGAAAAUGCAAAGGAAAAAGACGCUGGAUUCUUAGCUGGGGCCCUUCACUGGUGAUUUGAAAGCACAAUUCUCUUGAAAAGAAAAUUCUAUUCUAGCUGUAAUCAUAGGCCAGGUGUUCUUUUUGUUCAUUGGUUUUUAGUGGCCAUGGAGUCCAAGUGCAAGCUGAAAACCAAUCUCUUUGAACCGGACAUUGUCCUCUGAGCGAGUGUGCUAAGCACCCCAGAAACCCAAAUGGGGCCUUUCUGCAGCAAGUCAGUUUCAGUGUGGUGUCAGUCAAGCUCAGGAUUGCUUAGAAUGUCAACGGUCCCACUUUGAGUCCUGUCAACCUCUUGCAGUCGAAGUUCCCAUGAGUAAUAGUGGGACUUUGGCCUGUGUAAGGACUCUGAGUCUGGGUUCCCAAGAUGCUACAAUAAGAGAAGAAUCUAGCAACAAGAAUGACCUCAUUUGCUUUCCAAGUGCUUAGCCUCAUCAUACCAUAGUUCACCAACGUUCACAGCCAUAACAUAAAAAGACAUCAGAAUGACAAUUACUGAGCACAAGUUUUAAAUAUGGAAGUUAAAAAAAAGAAUCCGAGGACCUGUUUUUCCAACUCAGGCAUCUUUUUCAUUGAAUGGUUUAGAAAGCUUUAAGUUGAUCCAGUUUACAAUUUUCUUUUCCUUACCUCCUGGAAAUCUCACGUAGUCUUGGAUCCAUCA